Struthio camelus australis is the source of this 2065-nucleotide messenger RNA. RefSeq names its product RNA pseudouridine synthase domain containing 2 (gene RPUSD2). Gene Ontology annotation, molecular function: RNA binding; pseudouridine synthase activity. Gene Ontology annotation, biological process: enzyme-directed rRNA pseudouridine synthesis. NCBI's taxonomy places the organism in Eukaryota, Metazoa, Chordata, Aves, Struthioniformes, Struthionidae. The record is from RefSeq and is a predicted model, not a curated record.
AUGGAUAUGUCUAAACCCCGCGCCUCCCCCCGGGCCGCCGCCCGCGCCGGCCGCCUCCGCCUCAACGAGCAGCCCGUGCACGACCUGGACACCGUGCUGAAGAAUAAUGAUUUUCUCAGGAAUACAGUGCAUCGUCAUGAGCCUCCAGUCACUGCCCAGCCUAUCCAAAUCUUGGUGGAGGAUGACAGCGUGGUAGUUGUAGACAAACCGUCCUCCUUACCAGUACAUCCAUGUGGCAGGUUUCGUCACAACACCGUCAUCUUCAUCCUAGGCAAAGAGCAUAAUCUGAAGGAAUUGCAUACAAUUCACCGACUCGAUCGCAUGACUUCAGGAGUACUGAUGUUUGCCAAAACUGCAGAGGUGUCCAAGAGGAUUGAUGAGCAGGUUCGGCAGAGACAGCUGGAAAAGGAGUAUGUCUGCCGUGUGGUGGGGGAGUUUCCAGAAAACGAAGUGGUCUGUGAAGAGCCCAUACUGGUUGUUUCUUACAAAGUGGGAGUGUGUCGUGUGGACCCCAAAGGGAAAUCCUGCAAAACCAUCUUCCAGAGACUCAGUUACAACGGGAAAACCAGUGUAGUCAGGUGUCUUCCACAUACUGGCCGCACCCAUCAGAUCCGGGUACACUUGCAGUACUUGGGAUAUCCUAUUGUCAACGACCCUAUCUAUAAUAUGAGAGCCUGGGGUCCUGAAAGAGGCAAAGGUGGCAAGAUUGAUAAAACAGAUGAAGAACUCCUGAAGGCACUAGUAGAGGAACAUCGUUCCAAACAGAGCCUGGAUGUUUUAGGUAUUUCAGAGGAGGACUUGAGCCCCAAUGCAGAAAAUAAAGAAUGUGGUAAUUCAAGUGACUGCAUGGAAUCUGUGCAGGUUGAUCCUAUAAAUGGGAACUCUUGUCCUGCUGAGGACACUAAGGAUCCAGAGAGAGGUGAAAUACCAGCUUGUCUACAGAACUCUGAUACCAACCUGGAAACACUUGAAAAAAAUAAACAAAGUAGUUCGUGUGAGAUUUGGGAUGGGCCAGUGGGAGAGAGAGGUUCAGAAGAGAAGGACCCUUUAUGUGUGGAGUGUAAAAUUACAAGGCGGGACCCAUCUCCUAAGGAGCUGGUGAUGUACCUGCAUGCCUUGCGCUAUAAGGGAGCAGAAUUUGAGUAUUGCUCCAAGAUGCCUGAGUGGGCAAUGGAAGACUGGGAGGAAUGACAGAGGAACUUUGACAUCUAUGGACACUGUUCUAGCAUGGCCAGAAGAGAGUGUCUUGCAAAGACCUAAGUAUGCUUGAUAGUAAAAGUAACAGUUCUAUUUGAGAUAGGGUGGAAAAACUUGUUGAGGCCUGAGAACUGUUCUGACUGCUGAUAGGUACUUAAAAGAUGAGCAGGAAGUCAGGGCUACAAUGCUAGAAUUAUGUUUCCUUUUAGUUAACUAACAUUUCUGUGCAACAGUCAUCACAAUCAUCACUUGGUAUGCUUGAAAUUCGUCUCCUCCCCUCCUGCUCCAAUGUAUUUUGGGUCUGUUUUCAGUUACCCACACAGAUAAAGUGCAUACACUUAAAAUCAAGAGCUGAUUUCCUUCCAUCUUCAUAUGUAAUGUUCUUGUAUCUUAGAAUAAGAACUGCUGGAAUGUUGUUCCACUUCAUGGAUAUCAUGUCGUACAGAAAAUUGCUUCUACUUUGAUUUGUCAGGUUGUUUUAAAACCAAAACAUUAAAACUGAGGACAAAAUAAGGUAAAACCAAAGCACCGUGAAGCCGAUUCAUUCCUGGCAAGAUAAUUCUUGUUGAAGUGUACAUAGCAUUAUGUUUUUUAGUGUAUGGUUAUUGUCUGUAAUGUUCCCAUUCUUCUGUUAGUGUUUCCAUUUUUGAUAGACUUUGCUUUGAAGUUACUCUUUCAGAAUUCCUUCAAAUAAUUACUUAAGAUUAGGAGCUGAAGGGUUGCUUCAUCUAUGCUUCAGUGUGACAAUAGGUUUUAAAGAGAAACAAAAGCAGUUUUACAAACCAAGAGAGACUUUUUUUCUUUUCUUUAAGCACUUUGUAGUAAUGUGUUUCCAGGAUGAUAAAUACCACUAUAGUUACUCUUUUCA